Messenger RNA from Didymodactylos carnosus, 1011 nucleotides. NCBI's taxonomy places the organism in Eukaryota, Metazoa, Rotifera, Eurotatoria, Philodinida, Philodinidae. The record is from the annotation of a GenBank genome assembly.
AUGGAUUCUGUUCCAAUAAUUGAUGUCACUUCACUAGUGUGCAAUGAAAAGGAUUUAGUCCAACAAGAAGAAACAGCAAAACAAAUUCAUAAUGCUUGCCAAGAAUGGGGUUUUUUCUAUAUCAAAAGUCAUGGAAUAUCACAACAAUUACAAGAGAAAUUACAAAAACAAAGCAAAAUAUUUUUCGCUCAACCUGUGGACGAAAAAAUGAAAAUUUCGAUGACAAAUGGUGGUCGAGCAUGGAGAGGCUAUUUUCCUGUUGGUGAUGAAUUAACAUCUGGAAAGCCUGAUCAGAAAGAAGGCAUUUAUUUAGGAACCGAAUUAUCGUCCGCACAUCCUAAAGUCGAAAGCGGUAUUCCGCUGCAUGGUAAAAAUCUAUUUCCUGAAAAUAUGCCAGAAUUUAAGAACACUAUAUUACAGUAUAUAAAUGAAAUGGAAAAAUUAGCACAUUCGUUAAUGAUGGGUGUUUCUUUAUCAUUAGGUUUGGAGGCUGAUUUUUUCGAGAAAAACUAUUUAAAAGAGCCAACAUGCUUAUUUCGUAUAUUUAAUUAUCCAGCUAAUAAAAACACAAACAGAUCGGAAGAAACAUGGGGCGUUGGUGAACAUACAGAUUAUGGUCUCUUGACCAUUUUAUUGCAAGAUAACACUGGUGGACUAGAAGUAAAAAGUAAAUCGUAUGGCUGGGUGAAAGCACCGCCAAUUCCCGAUACAUUCGUAUGCAAUAUUGGCGACAUGUUAGAUCGCAUGACGGGUGGCUUUUAUCGUUCAACUCCACAUCGUGUAAAAAAUAUUACAAAUUCAGAUCGUUUAUCAUUUCCGUUCUUCUUUGAUCCCAGUUGGGAUAGUAAUAUAAAAGUAUUGCCACUUCCGUCUUCCGAACCUGACACAAAUGAAAGAUGGGAUCGCUUGAAUGUAUACAAGUUUAAUGGAACAUACGGCGAUUAUAUCAUGAAAAAGGUUUCCAAAGUAUUUCCCGAUCUGGCAGUUAAACAAGCUGUUGUCGUACAAUAG